This is a messenger RNA of Lithohypha guttulata, 897 nucleotides long. RefSeq names its product translation initiation factor eIF3 subunit g (gene TIF35). Gene Ontology annotation, cellular component: cytoplasm; eukaryotic translation initiation factor 3 complex. The record is from RefSeq and is a predicted model, not a curated record. Bases 1 to 897 code for a protein of 298 amino acids. Gene Ontology annotation, molecular function: RNA binding; translation initiation factor activity. The transcript has 3 exons. Lineage: Eukaryota; Fungi; Ascomycota; Eurotiomycetes; Chaetothyriales; Trichomeriaceae.
AUGUCGAAAGUCGCAGGCCGCGAGUGGGCCGAAGAUGUCAGCGACAACGAGGCAAACGACCCCCAAGCCCUGCCAGCCCCAGUAACCACACUGAACAAAGACGGCACGAAGACAACAGUAACCUACAAAAUUGACGACUCCGGUCGUAGAGUAAAAGUCACACGCAAAACCCGCACUACGGUGCACAGAGAAAAAGUCGACCCAGAAGUAGCCGAGCGAAGAACGUGGGCGAAAUUUGGUCUUGAGAAGGGUAAAUCCAAGGGACCGCAGCCAGACACAACGUCCGUCGGCGAGAAUAUUGUUUUCAGACCUUCAAGAGACUGGAAGGCCGUACAGGCGGCAGAGGCGAAAGAUGGUGGCGGCAAGGCAGAGGAGAAGAGCCUGAAAGAGCAGUUACGAGACAAGAAAGUCAAGUGCAGAAUUUGUCAGGGAGAGCACUUUACUGCACGAUGCCCGUACAAGGACACUAUGGCGCCUGUUGGUGGUGACAAUGAGCCUGCAGCUGAUCCUUUGGCUGAAGAAGAAGCGCCUGCUACGAAGUCAGGUGGACUUGGUGCUGGUAGCGGAGGCUAUGUACCACCUCAUUUGCGAAAGGGUGGUGCUGCCAGUGCUGGUGAGCGAAUGGGUGGCAAGUUUGAGAGAGAUGAUCUGGCUACGCUGAGAGUCACAAAUGUAUCUGAACUUGCCGAAGAGCAGGAGCUACGUGAUCUCUUUGAGCGAUUUGGACGCGUCACGAGAGUUUUCCUCGCGAAAGAUCGGGAAACGGGCCGCGCAAAAGGUUUCGCUUUCAUUAGCUUCGUCGACCGCGCCGAAGCCGCGAGGGCCUGCGAGAAGAUGGAUGGGUUCGGGUAUAGGCACUUGAUCUUGAGGGUCGAAUUCGCAAAGCGAACUACCUAA